Penaeus chinensis is the source of this 672-nucleotide messenger RNA. Its product is annotated as keratin, type II cytoskeletal 2 epidermal-like. The transcript is spliced from 3 exons. The record is from RefSeq and is a predicted model, not a curated record. Bases 1 to 672 code for a protein of 223 amino acids. Lineage: Eukaryota; Metazoa; Arthropoda; Malacostraca; Decapoda; Penaeidae.
AUGAGAUCCAUCUACUUUAUUCAAAGACAAAUACUAACAGUUUAUAGCUACAAGAUAUAUGAGAGGUUUUCCGGUAGCAAAGGAUCAAAGUAUCCCUGUAAUACGCUGCCCCUCCCGAACGGCCCCGUCGGACGCCGCGCGGCGGACGUGGUCACCUUCGGCUCGCUGCCCAGGACGUCGGCCGAGUGCGCGAGAGCCUCCAGGAGCCUCGGCGGGAGUCUCAGAAGAGGCUGCAGCGCCAGUGCCACCACCGGAGGCUUGAGCUCAGGGAGCGGAGGCAUCUGCGGGGGCGUGGGAGGAGGAGUAGGAGCAGGGGGAGGAGGGGGAGGCUCUGGUGAAAGGAGCGGAAGAGGAGUGGGAGUGGGAGUGGGAGCUGGAGGAGGAGCGGGCGGCGGAGCGGCCAGCGGGGGCACCGUGAGGGAGCGGGCGGAGGGAGGCAGAAGAGGGAGCUUUCGAGACACUCCUUCGUCCACGCCCGCGACCGCCACGCCCACGAGCUACCGGCGAGCCACGGCCAACCACAGGGCAGCCGCGGUGGUGGGCGCGACGGGCCCGCCUCCCCGCUACGAGAUCUCCGAAUACACCUUCGAGAGGGAGCAGCCCGACUCGCCUUUCUCCGACGAGAAGGACAGCGAGGAGAAGAAGAAAGAAAACAGGGGCUAUAGUGCAUAG